AUGGGAAAUUUCAGCUUUCUUUUCACAUCUUGCCUGCUCAUCUGCUUCUUGGCAUCAGAGCUAACAUAUUACUAUGCAGAUAGUCAUGGAAUACAGCAGCCAUUUAGUAAGGCCAUUCUGGAGAUGUUACAUAUAAAUACACUUACAUUUCCACAGCGUACUAAACUACAUCCCUACAUGAGAAAAAUCUAUCGACAACUCAGCUCAUCAGAAGCUAAGGAUUCCACUGAACCCGAGGGAACUCUGGUCCAAAGUUUCAGGAGUAUCAGAGUUCCUGAAUAUGACAAUCCUGGAUGGUUGUGGUUUAACAUUUCCAGCCUCAAGCCCUCCAUGUUGGCAGCAGAGUUGGUGCUACUGCGGAGAACCUUGCAUCCAAAGUCACUGACGAUCAAUGUAACAAUACAUACAAUUGGUUUUGACGAGAACAACCUGUCCAUCAGUGAUCCACUAGACAAGAAGAUAUUGAAUCUAAGUGAACUGCCUUCCUCUGGCUAUGACACGUUCAAUGUUUCCAUCAUUCUGAGAGAGUGGAGGGUGGAUCUGAUAGGAUUCCAGUUUCAGUUUACUGAUGAUAGUGGCAGUCUGGUAUUACAUGAUGCCCUCACUCAGAAUCUCUACUGUCUCAACACAAGUUCUCAGGAUGAACCACUUCUCAUCACCUAUCGGGUGGGACUAUCUGAAAGGAACAAAAUUGCUAAUUUACGUGGCAGCAGGAGUAGUCAACAGUGCACUAGUGGAUGGAGGAGGAGCCAUCUUCCUCGCAGAGCUACUCCUGGAGAGUGCAGCCUGCACCAGUGGUUUGUGAGCUUACGGUCUUCAGAGUUAAAUCACUGGAUCCUGGAACCUCAGGGUUACUAUGCUAACUUCUGUAGCUGGUACUGCAUUCCACAGAAAUACUCUUCAAUCAAAAUAAUGUAUAUUACAGAGCAUGGAAAUAUUUUUAUUGAGAAUUUGAAAGAGAUGCGUAUUGAGAGUUGUGCUUGCAAAUAAAAUUUCAUUAUGGAAAAUAUGUAAUUUUUUAAAUACUCCCCACUUGAGCUGAAUUCUAUGUUCUCACUUUCUAGAAGAGAAUUACAGCACAAUAAGAAAUAAUAAGAAUAAACUGUUAGGAAAGUGCUGAUAACCAAUAGAAAAAACAACACAUUAAACUGUAUCAGCCAAAAGGAGUUGGUGAUAAUGUUUUUACUGUGAGUAGUUAAUGAAGUUAAGGUUUUACACAAGUUUUUACUGUAUUGUAAUUUGUGUUACAUUUCUUCUUUCACUACGUCUAACAACUCUCCCUUCUUAUAAUCUAGACUUUCAAAACAAUAAUUCUUCAUCAACCUAAUUCCAGAUAUGGUGCUCUACAUUAUGAUGCUGUUGCUUAACAAUUAUAACUUCAUUCUCUUUAGGUAGUUCAUCUGUGAACUAUUACAAUACUGCUUUCUGAAGAAGGAUAGUAAGACAUUACCGUAAAUCUGCUGUACAAGUUGUACUUAAUCAACCACCAAGAAUUGUAGAAGUUUGUUGAGUUUUAUGAUCUGAGUCUUUAAGGCCAUGUUCUUUCCUAACAACAUAAUGACCAUGAUGUAAAAUGAAAUUUAUUGAACUCAUUAAGCACCUGCCAGUAAUUUAUUACAAACAGCACAUUCUGUAAUCUGGCACAAACAUGAGAAAAUCCAAGCAACACAUGCAAAAUGCUGGAGGAACUUAGCAGUCCAGGCAGCCUCUAUGGAAAGGACUAAGCAGUCAAUGUUUUGGGCAAAGACCCUUCUUCAGGACUGGGAAAAAGAUGAGAAGUCAGAGCAAAAAGGUGGUGGGGGGGUUGGGAGCAAGAAGUACAAUGUGGUAGGCGAUAGGUGAAACUGGGAAAGGGGGAAGGUUGAAGUGAAGAGCUGGGAAGUUGAUUGGUGAAAGAGAUAAAGGGCUAGAGAAGGGGGAGUCUGAUAGGAGAGGACAGAAGACUAAGGAAGAAAGGGAAGGGGGAGCAUCAGGGGGAGGUAAUGGGCAGGCAAGGAGAUAAGGUGAAAGAGGGAAAUCAGGGGGUGCAAUUACCGGAAAGUCUAGAUUUUUGAAAUCAAGGCCCAGAAUUCAAAAAUGACCCCCUAUACAAAUGUACAUGGCAUUUGGAUCUGACAAGUUUUUUGAGGAGAUGCCUCUCUGCGUCCUUUGUAAAUCUAUAUCCUCCCUAUAAUGAGUUAACUAGAACUGAAUAGGAUUGCAGGUGUGUCCUAACCAGUAUGUUCUGAAGCUGUAACAUGAGCUCAUGGCACAUGAACUCAAUCCCCUGACAAUUGAACACCAGCACACCAUAUGCCUGCCCUAUUAACUUGCACAACAAAUUUGAGGGAUCCUUGGACUUGGAUCCUAAGAUUCCUCUGGUCCUCCACACUGGUAAAAAUUUGGCUAUUGAUCUUGUAUUCUGCCUUCAAGUUUGAUCUUUCGAAAAUUAUCUCUUCAUACUUCUCUGGACUGAACUCCAUUUGAUACUUCUUCAUCCAACUCUGCAUCCUGUCUAUAUCCUGCCUUCUACAUUUUUCAUACCACCAACCUUCAUGAAUCUGCAGACUUACUGACCCACCCUCCAUUUCCUCAUCCAAUUAAUGUGUAAGAAUCACGCAGAGCAGGGGUCCAAGAGCAGUUCCCUACAGAACAUCAGUCUUGGACCUCCAGGCAGAUUAUGUUCCAUCUACUGUGUCCCUCUGCCUUCAGUGGGCAAGCCAACUCUGAAUCUUCACAGCCAAAUUUCCUUGGAUCCCAUGCCACUUCAACUUUCUGAAUGGUCCUAACCCUACCAAAGGGAACCCUGUAAAAAGCCUUAUUAAAAUCAAUACACAGCUUAUCCACUACCUUAACUGCAUCAAUAUUUUUGUCACACCCUUGACUACCUCAAUUAGACUCAUGAGGCACAACCUCCUGACUAUCCCUAAUAAGGCUAUGCUUCACCAAAUAUCGUUUGCAAGAACUCUCUCAAAUAACUUGCCCACCACUGACGUAAGACUCAAUGGUCUCUAUUUCCCAUGAUUAUACCCAUUAAUCUUCUUGAACAACAUUUGCCAUCCUCCAAAAACACUUCUGUUGCCAGUGAGGAUGCAAAGAUCAUUGUCCUAGCAAUCUCUUCCUAACCUGGGGUAUAUCCCAUUAGUCCUGAGGGCUUAUCUAUCCAAAUGUUAACAAGGGCAUUUGGUAUGAAAACACAUGGGGAAUAAACAUUUAAAAUAAAAUAAGCUUUAAGAGCAACAUGCAGUUUCACAUCAGGAUGUUACAUGCUAACAGCAGGCAUGUUAAUUUGAAAGGUGUAUGUGCUAAACUUCAUCAUGAAUGGAAUGAAAUUAAGGCCCUGAAUUCCCGCUUACAAAUUUAGUCAUAUAGACCCAACAGAAACAGGUUAACCAAUCAGAUUUCACCUAUUCCAAUGAUCACUUUCUUUGAAAACUAACUCAGAUCUUUGUUUCUGCCUCAGAUUUCUCCUCAACCCCAGCACUCCAGCUACUACAUUAAAUAUAUUUAAAACUAUUUGAGUCUUUUACUUCAUAGUUCAAACUCCUUCUCACUGUGGUGCUGAUUCUAAUUCUCUUCCCUUAAGUGGGAACCAAACCCUUCAUACAGUGGCAAAUCCCUCCCCUAUUGAUUCCCAUGUUUUAUAUAUAGAUUUCAAAUCAGAUGUUCAAAAUAAACUUUGACUUCAUAACUGGAUAAAAUAAGCAUAAUAGACUAUGUGGCUUUCCAAUGGAUAUGCACAUUUUAGACAGAUAUAGUCAUAAUGUAUCAUAACAAUCAAAUAUAUUCCCAACUUUCAAAGUAAGCACACAAAAUACUUCUCCAUUAUCACCCAUAGUUUUAUUCUAUUGUAUGUGAUAGAAUCUAAAGUUGGGAUAAAGUUUUAUUUUGCUUUGGCUUAGUUCAUUGUUCUUUAGAGGAUAAAUUACAGUAAGACAUUCCAUGAUAUAAUUUAGUAAUAAAAUAAUCACUAUCAUUAAUUAAUACAUUUAGAAAUACACUUUCACAAUCAACUGGGAACAUUUCAAUCUUCAGUUUUAAAAAUACAUUUAUGCUGUAUCUCAACUGAGUGAUUUUAUAGCAAUAUUGUCUAUGGUUAUAAUUACAUAUUUUAUUACAUGAAGUAGAUCACAGAAUAUGCUAAAAUGCACAAGAUGAACAAGAAAAAGAACGUAGUAUUGUCAUUCCCUCUUACAAUACAUCUGUGUCCAAUUGUUUUUACUAUUUCAGAGCUAUUGUAACAUUUGGAAAAAAUAAAUAAGAAAUAAUUGCAGUUCCAAAAUGUGUUUCUGCCAUUUCUUUCAUGAUCAAGUUUUAUGGAGUUUUGUACUUCAUGCUUUGUUGAUAUUCAGAAAGGAGGUUGUCAUUUCUGACACUACACCAUUCUGCACUGGAACAAUUAAAACUAUAUAUAAUCAUAUAACAAUUACAGCAUGGAAACAGGCCAUCUUGGCCCUUCUAGUCUGUGCCGAACACUUACUCUCAUUUAGUCCUACCUACCUGCACUCAGCCCAUAACCCUCCAUUCCUUUCCUGUCCAGAUACCUAUCGAAUAUUUUUUAAAUGACAAAAUUGAACCUGCCUCUACCACUUCUACUGGAAGCUCAUUCCACACAGCUACCACUCUCUGAGUAAAGAAGUUCCCCCUUGUGUUAUCCCUAAACUUUUGCCCCCUCUCAACUCAUGUCCUCUUGUUUGAAUCUCCCCUACUCUCAAUGGAAAAAGCCUAUCCACGUCAACUCUAUCUUUCCCCCUCAUAAUUUUAAAUACCUCUAUCAAGUCUCCCCUCAACCUUCUAUGCUCCAAAGAAUAAAAACCUAACUUGUUCAACCUUUCUCUGUAACUUAGGUACCGAAACUCAGGUAACAUGCUAGUAAAUCUCCUCUGUACUGUCUCUAAUUUGUUGACAUCUUUCUUAUAAUUCGGUGACCAGAACUGUACACAAUACUCCAAAUCUGGCCUCACCAAUGCCUUGUACAAUUUUAACAUUACAUCGCAACUCCUACAC
Hypanus sabinus (Atlantic stingray) is the source of this 4986-nucleotide messenger RNA. RefSeq names its product transforming growth factor beta-1 proprotein. NCBI's taxonomy places the organism in Eukaryota, Metazoa, Chordata, Chondrichthyes, Myliobatiformes, Dasyatidae. Gene Ontology annotation, cellular component: extracellular region. Gene Ontology annotation, biological process: BMP signaling pathway; SMAD protein signal transduction. Gene Ontology annotation, molecular function: growth factor activity; cytokine activity. The transcript is spliced from 3 exons. The record is from RefSeq and is a predicted model, not a curated record. Bases 1 to 990 code for a protein of 329 amino acids.